This is a messenger RNA of Naegleria gruberi, 1020 nucleotides long. RefSeq lists its product as uncharacterized. The record is from RefSeq and is a predicted model, not a curated record. The transcript has a single exon. Bases 1 to 1020 code for a protein of 339 amino acids. NCBI's taxonomy places the organism in Eukaryota, Heterolobosea, Eutetramitea, Acrasida, Naegleriidae.
AUGUCAAACACAACUGCAGCUGAAACCUAUCUAGUUGGAAGUAUUAAUAACAAGGAAUUUUUAUCGAGAGGAUUUAUUGCAACAAGUUUUCAACAAAUUGGACAACCUGCAUCUUCUGCUUCAUCGGUGGCUGAUUUAGGAAUUGAUCUUCAAAAUGAUGAUGAAAUGAUUGCAUUUGUAUUUAAUUCUAAAAUAUCGGGAGGAAGUGAUUCUACAUUUAUGGAGUAUAUAAGUGAUAUUCCAUUCGACCAAUUGGAAGAACAAAUUCAAUCACAAAAUGAUAACAGUAAUGGCUCUUCAAUAAUUGACCCUAAUGCUAUAAUACCCUUGCUGAGAGAAGCUAGUUCUCUUAUACGAGUAAUUGAUGGAAAAGAUCCAACCCCAAAUAGAUUAUUGGAUGAACCAAUUGAUUUUAAAAGAGAUGGGCAGAGUAGAGAUGCCUUCACAUUACAAGAAGGUCCAUUUAUUCCUACUCCUAUCAUUCAACCUUUGCUUGUUUUGAAACAAUCAACAAUUGUACAACCACCACCAAUUCCACCUCAAUAUAAUAAUGCAAAUAUUCCAACAUCAAUUUCCUCUCAACAAUUACAAAAUCAAAUCAAUCCUACACAAGUACAAUCUCACACCAGAAUGGAUUCAAUUAAGAAAGAAAAUCCAAACAUGGAAAAUAAUGUACCAUAUCCAUCUACACCUCAAGAAGCUGAGAGGAUUAUAGUAAGAACACCAAUUCAACCAGUUGUUUCAACACCAUUAUCAAGUUACUCUGCUCAGACACCUCAGUCUGUAGAGAGUUCAAUUGAUCAAUUUUCUGAAAAUGGAGAAGAUAGUGCAGAAAAGAAAAAGAGAAAAAAGGAGAAGAAAGAGAAGAAGGAAAAGAAAGAAAAAAAGAAGGAAAAGAAGGAUAAAAAAGAAAAGAAAGAAAAGAAGGAGAAGAAGGAAAAGAAGAAACGAAAGAAAGAUGAAGAAGGCAGUUCUUCUGUUAAAAUUACCAUUCCAAUUCCACAAAUUGAUCGUCAAUAA